CUUGUAUUGAAUAGUAGUAGAAGAAGUGAAUGAAUCAGCCAACAGCGUCAAGCAUAUAAGGACAAACGUUUGCUAAAAUGGGAGCAGCACCAAGCAGUACAGCUCAAAAGGUGGACUGGAGGUAAGUUUCUCAUCCAUAAACUUAGAGAGGCUGUGCUGUUAGGCAUGAUUUGAUGUUUUUGGCCAUUUUUACAACUAAUUUCAGCGAUGAUAACAAACAAAACCUGUUGAAAGAACUGAACGAUUUCCAGCCUGGGAUCUCAGACGUCAACCCUCUCAGAAUUCUUCUGUAUGGACCAGUAGGAGCUGGAAAAUCAAGCUUCAUAAACUCUGUGGAUAGUGCUCUUCAGGGUCGCAUAAAAAACAGAGCCCUGGCAGAUUCAGUGAGUGGGAAAAGUUUCACUCUGGAGACCAAAGAAUAUGAACUAAAAAUGGAAGAGACUACACUUUUACCUUUCACAUUGAUCGACACCAAGGGUAUUGAAGAAGAACCUGGAAAUGGGAUGAAGAUUGAUGACAUCAUCAGAACGGGUCACAUCAAAAAUAAACCAAACAUUCCUAAAAAUGAAAAGAACAGAACUCCUCUGCAAGACCAGAUUCACUGUCUGGUGGCUGUUCUUCCAGCAAACACUAUUUCCCUCAUGGUAGAUGAUGUCAUCAGACAAAUGAGAGAAGUUCGUCUGAUAGCACGAGACCUGGACAUUCCUCAAGUCAUAAUCAUGACUAAGGUGGAUGAAGCAUGUCCGCAGGUGAAAUACAACAUUAGAAGUGUCAAUGACAGCAAAAAAAUUGAAGAACAGGUGGAGCAGUGUUUUUCCAGACUGGGAGUUCCUAUGAGCUACAUCUACCCUAUGAAGAAUUACCAUAAGGAACAAAUCAACAAUACAGAGAUGGAUAUUCUGAUUUUACAAGCAAUGCUAAAUAUUGUUAACUUCGCCAAUGACUAUGUGAAGGACCAGAUGGACAAGAAAUAACUGCUCUUUAAAUCUGAUCCAAAAAGACUGCGGUCCAAAUGUUUUCUGAUUUGAAGAAAAAUUGAAAAAUGUAUAUAAAUUAGCCUUAUUUGUAGUGGGUUUAUCAGGAUCUUUAUUGUUAAAUAAAAUUUUAAUAUUUAUAGACGUAUAGACUAUUUAUGUUUGAUAAAGCUGUUGAGAAAGAUUUCAA
This is a messenger RNA of Paramisgurnus dabryanus, 1164 nucleotides long. RefSeq names its product interferon induced protein 44b (gene ifi44b). The record is from RefSeq and is a predicted model, not a curated record. Gene Ontology annotation, biological process: immune response. Gene Ontology annotation, molecular function: GTP binding. NCBI's taxonomy places the organism in Eukaryota, Metazoa, Chordata, Actinopteri, Cypriniformes, Cobitidae.